AUGUCCGGAUCCAAACCCGUCUUCGUCUUCUGCCCCGGGGCCUGGCUCCUACCCGACUACUUCCAGCCCACAAUCAACAUCCUUAAGACCUCCGGCUACACCAGCGAGGCCGUCGCCCUCCCGAGCGUGGACUCAGAUCAGCGCCCCGCAGACGCGCCCCCGAUCUCCCACGGCCUGCAGACCGACGCCUCGGCUGUCAGGGCCGCUGUCGUGAGGCAGCUCGACGCGGGCCACGACGUCGUCCUCGUCGCGCACAGCUACGGCGGGCUGGUCAUCAGCGAAGCGGCGCGGGGCCUCGACCGCGUCUCGCGCGGUCACGGCGUAACCAGUAUCAUUCAUAUGGUCUACGUCGCGGCGCUCGUCUUCGACGUCGGCGCCAAGGUGUGGCCGGACGACAAGCCGCCCGUGCCCAAGGAAUACAUCAUCGACGGCGAGCUCGUCUACCGCAACCCCGCGGACCCGGACAACGCAGCCUUCCUCAGCCAGUGCUCGCCCGAGCAGCUGGCAGCCGUCGUGGCGGUCGCGCGCAGCCAUAACUGGCGGACGUUCACGGAUCCCGUGACGUACGCUGCGUGGAAGGUCGUCGAUUCGACGUAUGUCAAGGCCCGCCAUGAUCCGGUGCCGGAUCCCGUGGCCGAGCUGCCGGAGGGGCAUCGGUUCGUGGAGCAGGUUGAGAUCGGGGGCGACCAUUUUGUCUUUACGAGUGCUACUGAGGAGGUUGCGGCCGUGCUGAGGGGGGUUGCGGAGAAUGUUGGCCGUGGCGGUGCGUGA
Molecule: messenger RNA, 771 nt
Organism: Anthostomella pinea
Lineage: Eukaryota; Fungi; Ascomycota; Sordariomycetes; Xylariales; Xylariaceae
Source: the annotation of a GenBank genome assembly